Pogoniulus pusillus (Red-fronted tinkerbird) is the source of this 4992-nucleotide messenger RNA. It is a transcript of the gene SCAF11, whose product is annotated as SR-related CTD associated factor 11. Gene Ontology annotation, molecular function: RNA binding. The transcript has 15 exons. Bases 146 to 4354 code for a protein of 1402 amino acids. Gene Ontology annotation, biological process: spliceosomal complex assembly. NCBI's taxonomy places the organism in Eukaryota, Metazoa, Chordata, Aves, Piciformes, Lybiidae. The record is from RefSeq and is a predicted model, not a curated record.
GCCCGCGGCGCGGGACGGUUUGGCGGCUGCUCGCUGCCCGCCUGCGCUGCCCGCCCGCCGCCCUCCUUCGCCCCUCCCCCGCGGCGGAAGGCGGCAGAGCAGCGCCCCCCAGCGGUCUCCGCCGGAGACUAUAUUUUGUAAGAAGAUGAAGAACAGAAAGCAAUAUAUUCAAGAUACUGAGGGCCAGGAGCAUGAAGGCACGGAAGGUGAAGAAAAUGAAGAGAACUGUUCCUGUUCUACAUUAUUAUACGAUGGUGACACAUGCCCCAUCUGUCUGAACUGCCUUCUCGAACAAGAGAUUGGUUUUCCUGAGAACUGCAGUCAUACCUUCUGCAUGACUUGCAUUCUUAAAUGGGCUGAGACACAGGCUUCAUGUCCUAUUGAUCGCAGACCAUUUCAAGCAGUAUGCAGGCUUGAUACAUUAGAAGAGCAGAUAAAGAUUCAGGUUAAAAAACAACUAAGGAGGAAGGAAGAGGAUGAAAACUAUGCUUGCAAUAAGGGAAAACAUAGACAUGCGAAGAUGAGAAGUUUUGUGAGAGGGGUUGUAUGUCCAGACAGACAGCUAUUAAGAGCAAGAUUAAGCAAAAUUGUGAAGAAAAAGUACAGUAAUGUUUUAUAUGACAAACGAAACAAGAAAGCUUUAUCUAUGAAGAUAAACAAGCCCAGAAGACAUGAGUGCUACAGAAGUAAUUUCUUCAGCACAGUUCCAGCUGGUGGUAGCAAUGAAGAAUCAUUUUUUAGCUGUAGAAGCGACUGUACAGAAUUCACAGAAGUUAAUACAGUGAUCAGACAGAAGAGACAAGAACUGGAAUUGUCCUGUUCAUCUGUGCUGGCUAGAGUUGAAAGAGUCCCCUUACUGUCUUAUGGAGCUGAAGCUGAGACCUUUCUUUUCACUUCUACUGCAGUGGCUGGGACAAUUCUUCCAACAAAUAUCAGGCCCUUGGAAAACUUUGAAUCUUUAGGCAAAGGAUGUGCUAUUGCAUGUACCCAAGAAGGAGAAGAUAAAAAACAAGCUUCUGGUUCAUCUGGCACCAGAGGGACUAGAAGGAAACCAGUUAAUACUACUCCUACAAGAAGGUCUGCACGAAACAGCAAAAACGAGACUCUGAGUCAGUCUCGGAGCUCACCUCGCUCAAGCAGUUCCGCGUGCGGUGCCCCUGAUGGCAGUAACUCAUCUCUGAAUAAAUCUCCUUCAGAGUCAGAGAAGCCUCCUCCAAGACGAAUGUCAAAGAGGGCAGUGAAACAGAAAACAUCCGUUGUGAAAAAGAAGCUGAGAAGAUCUGCACGGUCUGAAAAAUCAUCCAGUGAUUCAGUGGAAGAUGAUGACAUGGCUGAGGCUGAAGCAGCCGUGAGUUUAGUUAAAGAGGAUCAGUCAGAUGAUGAAAGCAAUAAUGCAAGCCUUCCACAGAGAACUACUGCAGACACAGAAUCUGCUAAUGGAUUGGAAAGCUGUGGUGAGCAUGCAGGAACUGAGGAAACACCAGUAGAAUCUGACAAAGAUGAAAAUACUUCAGGCAACGUGGAUGUAAGUUUUCCUGUCCAAGAGUCUCCAGUACUAACUUCAAGGGAUGAAAGUCAGGGAUUUGAUGUAAAAGGAGUUAGUGAAAAAAACUUAGAUCCUACAAAUCAGGAUGUCUGUGAAAAUGCUCUUGAACAAGCAGAAACAGUGGCUAGUCCCAGAGGUGAAGUAUACGACAACACAACUUCUCAAACAGUAGAUCAGAUAUUGUGUAGUCCUCAGAAUGAGUUGAUGGAGAGUGUAGAAACUCUGACAAAAAUAGAUCCACCUGAAUCUAGUCCAGAAAAUGAGCUCUUGGAAUAUCCGGAACCUUUAGGAAAAGACCAGCCACUAGAGAGCCCCAGAAGUGAAUCGCCCAAGCACCCAGAAACCAUAGAAACAGAUUAUUCUGAGGCUGCAGAAAAAACAGUAGUAGACUGUGCAAGUACAGAUAGUCAGAACAUCAAAACUGUACAAGAUGAAGAACCAGCUACGUUAAACUGCAGUGUAUGUAUGGACAGUACAUCAGAACAACCCUUAAAUGAAAAUGCUGUGCCAGAAAGUGAAGAGGGUGGAACUCCAGAGUCACCUCAGGUAAAUGCUGAACAUAAACAUUUUGGUGAGGAUAACAACGAAGAGGGUGGAACUCCAAAGUCACCUCAGGUAAAUGCUGAACAUAAACAUUUUGGUGAGGAUAACAACGAAAUGAUACCAAUGGAUUGUGACUCAUUUUGCAGUGACCAGAAUGAACCUCAGAUUGAGCAGUUACCACCUGUUGAAAGUACAGAGCAAGGAGAAGUGAGCUCUUUACAGCGAGAUGUUGCAGACUGUGCAUCAGUUUCAGGAGUUCCUGAUGAAAAAGAUGAAGCUGUAACUCAAGAGAGUGAGUGCCAGUCAGAACUCAAAAAGGAUAAGAAGAUUCGCACUAGGAAGUCUAGAUUUCACUCUCCAUCAACAACCUGGUCUCCUUCUAGGAAAGAGGGCAGGAAAUCUCAGCUACCAUCCCCUAAAAGAGAGAUGAUCGGAGACAGGAGCUCACAAUCACCCAAAAAAGAAACUGACAGAGAGGAAAAGAGAUCCUCAUCACGGUCUCCAAAGACAGAGACAGUCAAAGAUGAGAAAAAAACACCAUCUCGAUCUCCCAAAAAGGAAACUGUCAGGGAAAGCAGGAGAUCAUCUUCUCGGUCAAGAACUAAGGAUUCAUCUCCUAGGCAAAAAUCUAGAUCUCGGAGCAGUGAUAGGGAUAGUCAAAGAAGAGAUCGUGACAGGGAAAGAAGAAGUAGGAGGUGGUCUAGGUCGCGGUCACGAUCUAGGUCACGGUCACAAUCUAGGACAAGAAAUAGAGGUUCUUCCUUCUCUAGAAGUGAGAGGGACAGUCAUUCACCUCGAUGGAAAGAGAGAUGGACAAAUGACAGCUGGAGGAGCCCCAGAGGAAAUGAUCGGUGCAGAAGAAGUGAUCAAGAAAAACAGAAUGAAAGUCUUAAAAAAGAGAAGGACAAUACAGAAAAGAGCAAUGAUGAUCAGAGUUCUUCAGACAAGCGGAGGAAUGACUGUCCAGACUGGGUAAUGGAAAGGAUAAACUCUGUCCCAGAAGUCAGGAACAGAGAGAGAGAUAAACCACACUGGGAAGACAGCAGGCACGAUAAUUCAGGACAGUCUUGGAAUAAAAGCUUUGGUUCGGGUUGGAUUCCAAAUCGAGGGAGAGGACAUCGUGGCCGAGGUGGGCGUGGAAGAGGUGGCUUCAUGUACGGAGACCGGAGUGAAAAUCACUGGCAAAACAGAAAACCCCUCUCAGGGAACUCAAAUGGUUCUGGGAAUGAAACAUCAAGGUUCCCAGAACAUCAGCCAUACAAGCGUAAGAAUGAACAAGAUUACUCUUUUGAAACGCCUGCUGACAGAUCUGGGUGGACCUCUGCAUCCAGCUGGGCUGUAAGAAAGACUUUACCUGCUGAUGUGCAGAAUUAUUAUUCAAGAAGGGGACGCAAUUCAUCAAGCCCACAGUCUGGAUGGGGAAUGAGGCAAGAAGAGGAGACGCCAGAACAAGAUCCAAACCUAAAAGACCAAGGCAACCAGCAAAGUGAUGGUUCUCAGUUACCAAUAAAUAUGAUGCAGCAACAAAUGAAUGUAAUGCCACAAGUGAAUGCACAGCACCAACCUAUGAAUAUCUUUCCGUAUCCAGUGGGUGUCCCUCCUCCCAUGAUGAAUAUGCAACGAAGUCCUUUCAACAUACACCCUCCAAUGCCCAUGCAUCUCCCUACAGGAGUGCCUCUCAUACAGGUAGCUGCUCCCACAAAUUUGUCUCAGGGAUUACCUCCGCCUCCACCUCCACCCCCACCAUCUCAACAAGUCAGCUUCAUUGCCUCACAGCAAGAUGGAAAACAGUUGCAGGGUGUUCCAAGUGCUGCUCCUGUGAGUGAUAACGUGAGUGCUCCAGCCUUGCCUGCUCCAACAGCAGUCCUGGGAAACAUGGGAACAGUUCAGGGACCAAGUUCGGGUAAUACAACCUCCUCGAGUCAUGUCAAGAGCUCUAAUGCAGCUGUAAAAUCAGGAGAAAACAGAGCAAGUGUAACAGUGGAAGCUAGUGCAGAUAGCUCCAAAAAGGACCAGAAAUUGUUAAUUCAGGAAAAAGCGGCCCAGGAAGUCAAACUGGCUAUUAAACCUUUCUACCAAAACAAAGACAUCACCAAGGAGGAAUACAAAGAAAUCGUGCGGAAGGCUGUAGAUAAAGUUUGUCACAGCAAGAGUGGAGAAGUGAAUUCUGCAAAGGUGGCCAACCUAGUGAAGGCUUAUGUAGACAAAUACAAACACUCGCGGAAGAAGAACCCCGAGGAGGCAGUCUCUGGUGAAAGAAAAUAAAACCACCUUUUCAGUUUUGUCAUUUUACUCAGUCUGCAAAGUGCAAUUUCAAGAUGAACCCAUUAGCUGAAAAUUGUACAUGACCGUGAUUUGAACCUGGUUUUGAUAAAAUUAUUUUUCAAUGUAGCUAUAUACAUAUAUAUAUAUAUAUAACAUUUUGUUCUAAAGAAAUCUGCAGGGCAACUUCUUUAUUCCUUAAAAAAAAAAAAGUCUAAAAAAACCCAAUAAAGAUGUAAAGAAGAAUCAUUAGGAAUGUACGAUUGUGUGGAUACUUAGAUGUACAGUGUUUUGACUUGAAUAACAGAAUACGUGAAAUCAGAAGCUUGUGGGUACGUUGGGUUUGGAACAGGUAUGUACAGGACAUGUAAUUGGUCAGAUUAAGUAAAAUUUUUCUUUUGAUUUUUAAUUUUUUUUUCCUUCUCCCUAAUUAUAGCAAAGAUAAUGUAUUGCCUUGACAAAUAUUUCUAGCAUUAACUGGACAGGCUGAGUGCCCAGGAGGUGACAAUGUGUAUAUAAAAAAACAAGGCACACAAAGUGUUUAGUUUCUAAGAGGAUAAUUGAUAAACCAGUAAAAUGCAGUGCCCAAGAACAGGGACGUGCACAUCUGUUGUAACACCAAAUAAAAACUAUGCUGCUUA